GCGCGCCCCGGGCGAAGUUCUGGGGGCGGAGGCCGCCCGGCGCGGGAGUCACCCCAACUUUCACCGACCCGAAAAAUACUUCCCGGCUGGGGGGAGGGGGCCGCGAGCAGGAGUGGCUUUUGUCCCUCAUCCUUGUUUACUCGGAGAAACUUCAGACCGGACGUGUGUAGUCAGAACAGAAAUACAUCUCAGGGCCAACCCGGUCGGAAGCUGCCUCGCGGCGGCACCGCCACCCCCCAGCCUGGUUCUGAGCGCCGGAGGUGGCUCCUGUUCUCUUCUGGCACCAAAGUUUUAUGCAAACAGGAAAAAUAACUAAACAUGGGCAAAGGAGAUCCUAAGAAGCCGAGAGGCAAAAUGUCAUCAUAUGCAUUCUUUGUGCAAACUUGUCGGGAGGAGCACAAGAAGAAGCACCCAGAUGCUUCAGUCAACUUCUCAGAGUUUUCUAAGAAGUGCUCAGAGAGGUGGAAGACCAUGUCUGCUAAAGAGAAAGGAAAAUUUGAAGAUAUGGCAAAGGCGGACAAGGCCCGUUACGAAAGAGAAAUGAAAACCUAUAUCCCUCCUAAAGGGGAAACAAAAAAGAAGUUCAAGGAUCCCAAUGCACCCAAGAGGCCUCCUUCGGCCUUUUUCUUGUUCUGUUCUGAGUAUCGCCCAAAAAUCAAAGGAGAACAUCCUGGCCUAUCCAUUGGUGAUGUUGCAAAGAAGCUGGGGGAGAUGUGGAAUAACACUGCUGCGGAUGACAAGCAGCCUUAUGAAAAGAAGGCUGCAAAGCUGAAGGAAAAAUACGAAAAGGAUAUUGCUGCAUACCGAGCUAAAGGAAAGCCUGAUGCAGCGAAAAAGGGAGUCGUCAAGGCUGAAAAAAGCAAGAAAAAGAAGGAAGAGGAGGAAGAUGAGGAAGACGAAGAGGAUGAAGAGGAGGAGGAAGAUGAAGAAGAUGAAGAUGAAGAAGAAGAUGAUGAUGAUGAAUAAGUUGGUUCUAGCGCAGUUUUUUUUUUCUUGUCUAUAAAGCAUUUAACCCCCCUGUACACAACUCACUCCUUUUAAAGAAAAAAAUUGAAAUGUAAGGCUGUGUAAGAUUUGUUUUUAAACUGUACAGUGUCUUUUUUUGUAUAGUUAACACACUACCGAAUGUGUCUUUAGAUAGCCCUGUCCUGGUGGUAUUUUCAAUAGCCACUAACCUUGCCUGGUACAGUAUGGGGGUUGUAAAUUGGCAUGGAAAUUUAAAGCAGGUUCUUGUUGGUGCACAGCACAAAUUAGUUAUAUAUGGGGAUGGUAGUUUUUUCAUCUUCAGUUGUCUCUGAUGCAGCUUAUACGAAAUAAUUGUUGUUCUGUUAACUGAAUACCACUCUGUAAUUGCAAAAAAAAAGUUGCAGCUGUUUUGUUGACAUUCUGAAUGCUUCUAAGUAAAUACAAUUUUUUUUAUUAGUUCUGUUGUCCUUUUCAUAGGUCUGAAAUUUUUCUUCUUGAGGGGAAGCUAGUCUUUUGCUUUUUGCCCAUUAUGGAUCACAUGAAUUAUUACAUUGUUUAUCUUUUCAUAUAAUUAGCUGAUAAAAAGCUUUUUGUCUACGCACCCUGCAUAUCAUGAUGGGGGUAAUAAAAGUUAAAUUGAGAUAGUUUUCAUCUAUAACUGAAACUCCAACAAAGUUGAUGACAAAUUUCACAUAGCCCAUUUAUAUUUUACAAAGUGAAGAGUAAGCAAUCUACUCACAGCAUGGGAUUAUUAGAAUCAAACGUUUUGAAAGUCUGUCCUUGAAGGACUAAUAGAAAAGUAUGUUCUAAUCUUUACAUGAGGACUCUAUUCUUUAACUCCCAUUACCAUGUAAUGGCAGUUAUAUUUUGCAGUUCCCACAUUAAAGAAGACCUGAGAAUGUAGCCCCAAAAGCGUGAGCUUAAAAUACAAGACUGCCAUAUUGCAUUUUUUGUUGAUGUUAGUCCCGGCAAAGACUUAAGAAAGUGCUGGCUGUAAAUGUCUUUUUCCCAUUUACCUAAAUAUGAACUGCUCAGGAAACUUCAGAUUCUCCAUUUAGAGUAUCUUUAAUUAAUUGGGCCACCCUUUAAAAUAAUGCCACAUUUAAAAUCGGUUAUAUUUUCAUGUAUUGUGGUUUGCCCCUUUUUAAAUCAAAUUGAUAGGAAAAAAGACACUUCACAUCUUAAUACGAGUUACUCAAUUUAUUUGAAUUUGAUUUUUCCUUACAAAACCCACACUCAUUCAUUAGUCAUGUUUAUCUGCUUAGCAGUUUAGGGAACAAUUUGGCAAUUUUGUGGUUUUUGAGAUUAUCGUUCUCUUAAAGUGCCAGUAUUUUAAAAUAGCGUUCUUGUAAUUUUACACGCUUUUGUGAUGGAGUGCUGUUUUGUUAUAUAAUUUUGACUUGGAUUCUUUCCAUUUGCAUUUGUUUAUGUAAUUUCAGGAGGAAUACUGAACAUCUGAGUCCUGGAUUAUACUAAUAAACUAAUAAUUGCAGAGGUUUUAAA
Molecule: messenger RNA, 2469 nt
Organism: Nycticebus coucang (slow loris)
Lineage: Eukaryota; Metazoa; Chordata; Mammalia; Primates; Lorisidae
Gene: HMGB1
Product: high mobility group box 1
Exons: 5
Coding region: 319-966 (215 amino acids)
Biological process (GO): regulation of transcription by RNA polymerase II
Cellular component (GO): nucleus
Molecular function (GO): DNA binding, bending
Source: RefSeq, a predicted model, not a curated record